GUUGCAUCGCAUCGUUCAUCGGUCAGUCGUCGUGUACUGCACUUUCGCAUCAGUCGAAAUCGGGAAUCAAAAUAAACGGUUCGAUGUCCUACUUUUGAACCCGGUUGGAUGGGUAUCUUCGCGGAUCUCGUUAAAAAAUUUCAAUCAACAGUAUUAUGCCGUACUUAGAAAUAGUUUUAGCAUUGUUAGUAUUAUCCUUCCAAUUGGGGCAUUCCGACGAUGAUAGUGGUAUGUGUAUGGCGAAGGAACCGUGCUCCGAAGCACCCCAACAGGAAACGAAGGUCGAUCUCUACAAAGCCACGGACAACAAGUACGUGGCACUAAUCCAGGAAGCGUUGGCCUCUUAUGAACCGUGUCAGCAAGCAAACUGUUCCUGCCACGCAGAUGUGUUGAAGACCGAUCUCCGUCCCUUCAAAGGCGGCAUAAGCGAGCAGAUGGUAGAAAGGGCACGCUCCUACGGUACAAAGUACCAAAUUGUGGACCAUCGUCUGUAUCGGCAAAAGGAUUGCAUGUUCCCGGCGCGGUGUUCCGGCGUUGAGCAUUUUAUCAAGCCAAACCUUCCGCACUUACCGGACAUGGAGCUGAUAAUAAACUGUCGCGAUUGGCCACAGAUCAACAGACACUGGAAGCAGGAAAAGCUACCGGUGCUGUCGUUUAGUAAAACGGACGACUACCUUGACAUCAUGUACCCAACGUGGGGCUUCUGGGAGGGCGGUCCUGCGAUCUCGCUCUAUCCCACGGGUUUGGGGCGAUGGGAUCAGCACAGGGUCUCGAUUAAGAAGGCCGCGGAUUCCUGGAAGUGGGAGAAGAAAAAGGCGAAAGCGUUCUUCAGAGGAUCACGAACGUCCGAUGAGCGUGAUCCGUUGGUGCUUCUUUCGCGUAGGAAACCCGAGCUGGUCGAUGCGCAGUACACCAAGAACCAAGCGUGGAAAUCGCCGAAGGACACGCUAAACGCGAAGCCAGCCCAAGAGGUUCGCCUGGAGGAUCACUGUCAGUAUAAGUAUCUGUUCAACUUCCGCGGUGUGGCGGCCAGUUUCCGCUUCAAGCACCUGUUCCUGUGCCGCUCGUUGGUGUUCCACGUGGGCAGCGAGUGGCAGGAGUUCUUCUAUCCUUCGUUGAAACCGUGGGUUCACUAUGUCCCGGUGCGAGUCGGCGCCACCCAAGAAGAGCUGGAGGAGCUGAUCGAGUUCUUCGCUGAGCAUGACGAUCUGGCGCGGGAGAUUGCCGACCGGGGGUUCGAGCACGUCUGGAAGCACCUGCGAAUGAAGGACGUCGAGUGCUACUGGAGGAAGUUGCUGCGACGGUACGGGAAGCUGGUCAAGUAUGAGGUGAAACGGGACCAUAGUUUGGUUGAGGUGUACUAGUAGAAUUUGGGCUGGCCGAGCAUCUGUUUACGAAUCUCAAAAUUGAAAGUAUAGGUGAUUUAUAUACAUUA
This is a messenger RNA of Aedes aegypti (yellow fever mosquito), 1435 nucleotides long. Its product is annotated as O-glucosyltransferase rumi homolog. NCBI's taxonomy places the organism in Eukaryota, Metazoa, Arthropoda, Insecta, Diptera, Culicidae. Gene Ontology annotation, biological process: positive regulation of Notch signaling pathway; protein O-linked glycosylation. The transcript is spliced from 2 exons. Bases 156 to 1364 code for a protein of 402 amino acids. The record is from RefSeq and is a predicted model, not a curated record. Gene Ontology annotation, molecular function: UDP-glucosyltransferase activity; UDP-xylosyltransferase activity. Gene Ontology annotation, cellular component: endomembrane system.